Pichia kudriavzevii is the source of this 1818-nucleotide messenger RNA. RefSeq lists its product as uncharacterized. Bases 1 to 1818 code for a protein of 605 amino acids. The record is from RefSeq and is a predicted model, not a curated record. The transcript has a single exon. Lineage: Eukaryota; Fungi; Ascomycota; Pichiomycetes; Pichiales; Pichiaceae.
AUGAAUCUGCAACUUCAAUAUCUGAAGAAAAUCAACAACAUCAACUACUUUACAGUUUUUUCGAAACCGAUAUUUGAGCUACUUGCACAAAGGAUGUCUCUUAAUGCAACACCGCAGAGGAAGAUGGAACUCGAGCAAGCGCCUUCUCGACCUAUGACUCCAAGGUCCCCUCGGUCUCCACAUUCUCCUUACACUUCUCGUUCUCCACAUACACCCCGAAAAUCUCUAACACCGUUAACAAAGCAUGCAUUGCAGAUGUCCACGACACCGACACGCAACAGACUACUGCUAACGCCUACUAAGAAUAAGCAAAGGCAAAUAUACGAUCCAUUGACUGAUUUGCAAAUUUUGGGAAAGCUGUUCCAUGCACAAACAAGCAUCAAGAAGAAGCAAAAACCAAAUCCUGCAAGGGAAACUUCACCUACAGCUAAGGUCGGCUUGGAACAGGACCAGGAAAUUGUUUCUGGGAAUGAUCGUACGCAAUCCACAUUUUCGUCACCCUCUAAGCCUCAAACGUUUGCACCUUUCUCCUCUCCCACUCCUCAAAUCCCACUAAACUCAACUAUCCCUAGUUUUGUCAACAAGGAUGUUAGAAACUUUGGUAGGUACUUUGGCGAAACCAGUAGUCUUCACAAUACUAGCUCGCUCCAAGAUUCUGUGGAGCAUUCGUCAUCAAUGGUGGUUGACGAUACAUUACCUAUAACGCAAUCACAAUCACAGUCACAACAAGUACAGACGCCUGAUAGAGAUGUCAGCAGAAGAAACACUACUUUUGAGUCAUAUGCAGAUACUUCAAUAGCGGUUCCGGAAGCCAUAUUACGUGAUGGGUCUGGUAUAUUGGGAAUGUCUGAUUCCGAAGAUGAUAGGCAGGAAGGAGAUGUUUCGAUAGGUCAGCAAGUUGACGGUGACAUUCCAGCGCUUGGUGAAUACCCGGACUUUGCAGAUUUAACAAAUGAAGAAAUUGAAGAUUAUAAGGCCAACCUGAGUAUUAUACAGGCAUCAAGUGAUGAGUCAGAUGAAGACGUAGAGGCAGGCGACCUAUCAUUAGUUCGUGAUUAUUACGAACAUAAAGAAACUCAGCGGAAAAGGAGAAGGUCAUUCAACACGACGCAUACUCCCCAAAAACCACCACUUUUCACUAUCCGUCUAGUGAAGAAGAUGUUUCAAACUUUACAAUUACCUGCUCCCAUGAAUUUAAAUGAAGAUUUGUUUAACGAAUUGACCAAUAGAUUUAUAGAAAUCGAAUUAAGAAAGAGUAUGCAAAUGUCCAAAGAGAAUGGAAUGAAUAAUAGAAUUGUAUAUACAGAUCUCCUUGGCGAUGAUGAAGAUGACGAGAGCAUUUUGCUAAAUGCGAUGAGUGAAUGCGAUUUGGAAACUGUCAAAAUCAUUGAAGGUGUAUUGUAUAGUAAUUUAGCAUUACGAAAGAAGAGACAUGAGAAUGUUAGAGUGCCUCGUCUUUCAAGGGGAAGCAUAGACAGUCAGUCUGAAGCAAAGUGGUAUCAACCUAAUGACGGCGUUGCAAGCUUCCCCCAGACUCCAAGGAGGGAUACAAAUAGAGAUGAUAAUGGAAAAGCAGAGACCACAGAAAGUAUCAGUGAUUUGGGGAAUAUUGAUUCUAGCGUUAUCGAAAUGCCUGAGCAAAAAGAUGAAGGCUCCAACCCUUUUGACGACGAUAAAGUUGUUGAUUUAGAUAAGUACUCGUCAUACAUUACUCUUCAGAUCCAACAAGAUGCAUCUGACUCAAGUGAUCUCGAAAUUCCAUUGGCUGUAGAAGAAGAGGAGGAGGAGGAGGAUGAAGAGACCGAUAUCGAGGAAUAG